Penicillium hordei is the source of this 1614-nucleotide messenger RNA. RefSeq lists its product as uncharacterized. The record is from RefSeq and is a predicted model, not a curated record. The transcript is spliced from 7 exons. NCBI's taxonomy places the organism in Eukaryota, Fungi, Ascomycota, Eurotiomycetes, Eurotiales, Aspergillaceae. Gene Ontology annotation, molecular function: protein binding. The coding region runs from base 1 to 1614 and encodes 537 amino acids.
AUGGCGGGUUGGCGGUUUAUGCUAAUUUGGGUAUUGGGUCCCUCUUUCGCCAACGCUGGAAUUAUAAAUUUUGCCAGGAAAACGGUUUUGUCGGAUCUAUCUGGGGGAUUUUGUCGCAGUUACAGAUUUGGAGCGGAUAUUGCCAACAAUGUUUUGUACAUGGUUGGUCUGGAUGGGGGACUCAUUCCAGAUGAUGGUGACGCUUCGAAUAAUUAUCUUGUGACGCUCGAUCUCACGUCUUCUUUCUCCACUUCCGAGGGCAAGAACUAUAAGAUGACCAAGAUCGACACCGCUGUUCCUAUAGUUAAAGACAUGGCGGUCUGGUCCAACGCGGAAAACUCGACAUUGUAUCAGUAUGGAGGCAGGUUUCUGAACAACAUCACAUCCGAAGACACGAUCUGGACCUAUACAACCAAAGAAAAAUCGUGGAGCAAACAGGAUGGCACUAUCCAGCCCUCGAGACUGGAGUACGGUGUGUAUACGAAUGCACCCGCUAUCCAAGCUGGCUUUUGGGUAGGUGGUUAUCGGGCUAGUGGUACGACGGCUUCAAUCACAGACUCAACAAGGGACUACGCCACGGGGAUGAUUCAAUUAAAUACUACAACCGGCCAGUACACAGCUCUCGAUGGGCCUUACGAAGCUGUCGAGGAAGGUUCGCUUUCAUACGUGCCAGUUGGUGACAAGGGAAUUUUGGUGUAUAUUGGUGGCGACGUUCCCUCGAUCAAGGAUGGAAUCAACGCUACGAUGAGCGCGAACUCAUGGAGCCAUGUCCAAGUGUAUGACAUUGCUGGGGCGAAAUGGUAUAAUCAGUCCACGAUGGGAACGGUAGCGUCCCGAACACAAUUCUGCGCCUCCGUGCAGCACGACGAAUCCUCGUCCUCAUAUCAGAUAUAUGUUAUUGGAGGGGCAGAUCUGGAAUCCAAAGACACUAUUCUUGAUGUAAAUUAUUUAUCAAUUCCGUCUUUCAAAUGGUACUCUGCUGGCCCCCUCGAUGACCCUCGCAUGACCCUCACAUGUGUGACAUACGGGCGUCAGAUCUUUGGAAUUGGCGGAAGACUUGCCUGGGCAGAUGAUAGUCAGGCAGGCUGUUACGAUGCUCCAGCCUUCAUAUAUGACGCUCAAUCCGAGGCAACGCGUUCGUCGUUUGAUCCCACCCUAUCUUCAUUUUCCCUAUCUUCUUCGACGGCCAGCGAUAUCAAGGCCACACCAUCUCCCUCAUCGUGGGCUGAUCCAGCCUUUAAAACCCUAUUUGGAAAGAGUGCAGCAACAACCAGUACUACUGCUAAUAACAAACCCUCUUCCACAUCCGAGCCACAGGAAGUUAACACAUCCGACCCAUCGACCAAAGGUGCCAUCGCAGGUGGGGUUGUCGGUGGUGUGGCUAGUCUAGCCCUUAUCAUUAGUCUACUGUGGUUCUUCGUUGCAAGGAAUAAAAAGCCAAAGAAUGCGGAAUUAGUUGAGAUUAUACCACACCAAGUGCAGACGAUGUCUGAGCUUCCAGUCGGUGCCAGGGAUGGGCGCUCUGAGUUGCGAGGGGGCACUCAAAUGCGUUGGGAACUUCCCGCGGAUCAUAAGGGGGAAAUAUCCGAACUAGACAGUGGACGGAAUAGGUAG